AAGCUUUCAAGGUACAGAAAUAACCCAAAAUUUAGCUAAUAUAAAAUUUUAUAAUCACAUAGGAAUAUAUUUUGAUCUUGUCCCUUUUACAGUGGGAAAUGCAGAACUUCACCCAGAAGUUCGUUGGAAUGAUGAAAUCAGAAAAUAUAUUCCAAUGGCAGGGUGGCACUAUUAUCGUAUCUCAGAUUGAGAAUGAAUUUAGGCAUCUAGAACGGGAUCAGGGGGCUCCAGCAAAGGCUUAUGCAGGUUGGGCAGAGAAAAUGAAACUCGACCUUGACACUGGGAUUCAAUGGAUCAUGUGCAAAGAAGAUGAUGCACCUGAUCCUAUUAUUAACACGUGGAAUGGACUUUGUGACAGAGGCUUUCAUCAAAAGUGCUUAAAUCCUCCUCUGUUGAGUGAAGAUAGUAAAGUCAAAACUUCUAAAAUUUUACGUUCUUUUGAUGUUUCAGAUAUAAGUUAGCCCUUCUCACGUAUUUGAUAUUAUGCUGAUUGCU
This is a messenger RNA of Asparagus officinalis (garden asparagus), 495 nucleotides long. RefSeq names its product beta-galactosidase 2-like. The transcript has 4 exons. The coding region runs from base 99 to 461 and encodes 120 amino acids. Gene Ontology annotation, cellular component: vacuole; cell wall. The record is from RefSeq and is a predicted model, not a curated record. Lineage: Eukaryota; Viridiplantae; Streptophyta; Magnoliopsida; Asparagales; Asparagaceae. Gene Ontology annotation, molecular function: beta-galactosidase activity. Gene Ontology annotation, biological process: carbohydrate metabolic process.